Molecule: messenger RNA, 2040 nt
Organism: Echinostoma caproni
Lineage: Eukaryota; Metazoa; Platyhelminthes; Trematoda; Plagiorchiida; Echinostomatidae
Source: the annotation of a GenBank genome assembly
AUGGCUGUAGCAACGCAGCAGAACCAGAGUCUCCCACAAACGUCUCUGUAUGUUGGUGACUUACAUCCUCUUGUGUCGGAGUCACUGCUGUACACGAAGUUUGCUGAAAUCGGCCAUGUGCUAAGUGUUCGUCUGUGCCGUGACCUCGCGACCAGGAAUUCCCUGGGCUAUGGGUAUGUGAACUUCGAAAACCCUAAAGAUGCGGAGCGCGCUUUGGAGGACCUAAACUACGAGUCUUUGAUGGGCCGCCCCAUACGCUUGAUGUGGUCCCAGCGCGAUCCGUCCCUCCGAAAAUCUGGCAGAGGCAAUAUAUUUAUCAAGAACCUGGAAAAAGGAAUUGAACAGAAAGAGUUGUACGACACCUUCGGGUUCUUUGGUAGGAUUUUGUCAUGCAAGGAGGAAUGCGCAGAGCGCGCAAUUGAGAAGAUCAACGGUAUGCUAAUACGGGAUCGCGUUGUUUAUGUGGGCAAAUUCAUACCCAGUUCGGACCGCAAGUCUACCUCGGGUAAGCAACGGUUCAACAAUAUCUACGUGAAGAAUUUCCCGCCGGACACAACCGAUGAGAAGCUGCGAGAGAUGUUUUCCGAGUUCGGCGAAAUCAAAAGUUGUUGCGUUGAGAAGGAUGCAGAGGGCAAAUCGAAAGGCUUUGGCUUUGUAUGCUUUCAUGAUCCUGAUCAUGCCGAGCAGGCCGUCAAGACCAUGCACGGUAAGGAGAUCAACGGCAGGGCUUUGUAUGCCAAUCGUGCUCAAAGGAAGGAGGAAAGACAGGAAGAGAUAAAGCAGCGGCUGGAGAAACAGCGUUCGGAACGUCAAUCGAAGUACGUUUCCGGUGUAAAUCUUUAUGUCAAAAAUUUGGAUGAUAAUAUUGACGAUGAGGAGCUAAAGAAAACGUUCUGUAAAUACGGUCCCAUCACGAGCGCGAAGGUCAUGACCGAUGCCAACGGUCGUUCGAAAGGUUUCGGCUUUGUCUGCUUCACACAACCAGAUCAAGCGGCACGUGCGGUAACCGAGAUGAAUGCAACUUUGGUUGGCUCGAAGCCCCUUUAUGUAGCUCUUGCACAACGGAAGGAAGAUAGGCGUGCCAAGCUGAUUGCAGAACACCAACAGCGUAUGGCGCAGUACAGGAAUAGCACUCAGAUGAUGUCGACCGCCGCCGCUCAUGCACCUGCCCCAAGCUACAUCCCACCGACUGCAUUCCAGCAAGCGCAACGAUACUACCCUACCAGUGCCGUGCUGAGUUCUCAACCACGUUGGAAUCGAGCCGCUGGUCUCUCUGGUAUGCCGACACAAAUAGGAGGAGGUGUACCUGCACGCGCUCCCAUACCAGGUCACUACUUAAGCGCCAACCCAGCUGCUGGCAUGACUCCAAACCCAAUGGCUGCUAUGGCGCAGAUGCGUACCGCAGGAGUGGGAAGGCCGAUGGUCCCCAGUGGCAUGCCGUCUAUGCCCGCUGCGAACCAACAACGCCAUCAAGCUGCGGGUCGUCCAGCUGUACCCAUGCAACAGGUGAUGGCCCCACCAACAGGCGGAUUACCACAAAGGCCUUCGAUGGCAUCUGUGGUUACUGGAGCCGCGAACCCCAAUCCAAAUGUGCGGCCUGUGGCACCCCAAGUACCACGUGGUGUCAUGCACCCAGGAAUGGGUGGUAUGGCGGGAGCACCGGGUAAUGUGCGUUUCAAUCAAACUGCGCGCAAUGUGGCCAAUCAACCUGCUCCGGCCCCACCUAUGUCCACGGUCCUCGCUCCUCUAGGAGAUCAGAAUACAUUGACUAUCAGUGCUUUGGCGCAACUAUCGGACGAUGAGCAAAAGCGUGUUCUGGGAGAGCGUCUGUUCCCACUCGUGCAAGAAAUUUAUCCGGCGCUAGCAAAGAAGUUGACAGGUAUGCUGCUGCUCGGAGUGGAAAAUGCGGAAGUUCUCCACCUACUCGAAUCAAAUGAAUCUUUGCGAGCGAAGACGGAGGUUCGCGAGAAAAUUCAAGUUAUGGAACGUCUCAUUACUUAUAAUGACAGUUCAUCCGUUCUGACCAGAGAUGCACUUUAG